Molecule: messenger RNA, 1950 nt
Organism: Dictyostelium purpureum
Lineage: Eukaryota; Evosea; Eumycetozoa; Dictyosteliales; Dictyosteliaceae
Exons: 2
Coding region: 1-1950 (649 amino acids)
Source: RefSeq, a predicted model, not a curated record
AUGAUUAUUUAUAAUAAUAAUAGUUAUUUAUUUUUUAAAGUAUGGGGAAUUUACAAUAAUGGACAGUUUCAAAAAAUAUUUAGAUCAAUUAAACAAUUUGAUAAUUAUCAAUUUAAAAAUUAUUUGAAUAAUAUAUUUUUAGAUAUUGGAGAAAAAAGAGAAGAGGAACAACAACUAUCCAAACAAAAUAUCAACAACGAAAAUUAUAAUAGUUAUAAUAGAAAUAAUAUUAAUAAUUUAAUUAAAUUACCAAAAAAUAUAAUUAAAAUCGAAAUUUUUAAAAAUUUUAUAUACAGUAAUUUAAAAACAUCAUUAAAUAAUUAUGAUUUAUCUAGAAUAGAGUGUUUACAGAUUGAUAUUCAUUUUGAUCAAAAUUAUUUUUUAAAAACUUUAAAGCCAUUGGUCCACUUAAAAUCGUUGCAUUUAGGUAUCAACUUUAACUCGCCUAUAACCGCAUACUCUCUACCAAGUAACCUCACCAGUUUGAAUGUUGGAAGCACAUUUAAUCAAAAAAUAGAAGAGAAUUCUUUAUCUGUUGUUCCGUUAAAGUAUCUAGAGUUUGGUUUAAAGUUUAAUCAGCCAUUAGAGAUAGAAGGUUUACUUCCAGAUACCCUAGAAAGCUUAAAGUUUAAUGGCAAUUUUAAUAUGAAUUUAUUAUAUUUGCCAUCAAGUUUAAAAGAACUAUCUUUUGAAAGCUUUAAUCAGCCCAUUGAAUACAAGCAGUUUAAAAGUGCAUCAUCCCUUCGUUAUUUAAAUAUGGGUAAAAAGUUCAAUAAUAUCAUUUCGUCCAAUUCGCUUCCAGAUUCAUUAGAGAUCAUUGAUAUGGGAUCAUCAUUUAAUUGUGAGUUCUUUUCAUUCGAUCUUUUACCUACUGAUAGUCUAAAGAGUAUUCAUAUGGGUGAUAAUUUUAAUCAAAGCAUAGAAUUACAACAGCUUCCACAUACUGUAGAAUCCAUCUGUUUUGGCAACUCCUUUAAUCAACUUUUUGAUGCAAAUGAAUGCUAUGACCAAGACGACGACUUUUACUUUCAUAAUAGCUACAGCAAUUUAAAAGAAAUUGUAUUUGGCAAUAGCUAUAACCAACCAUUUUUAUUUAACUCUAAAGAUAAAACCAUUUUCAAUGGCCUUUACAAUUUACAAUCUAUUGAGUUUGGGCUAUCUUAUAACCAACAAAUACCGGUAAUAUCGUUUUUGAAGCAACUUAAAAAGAUUGUUUUGGGUAAUGGUUUUAAUCAAAAUAUAGCUCCCUACACAUUUCCCCAGACUUUGGAGCACUUGUCAUUCGGUGAUGACUACCAUCAAGAUCUACAAGAAGAGGGUGAAUACAUAUUGCCAAGCAGUUUAACCUAUCUUUCUUUUGGUUCAAGCUUUAGAAGUCCACUAAACCAUCUCUUAAGAAAUCAUUUAACAAACCUUUGCUUCUUAAGAUUAGGGGGUUCAUAUCAACACCAUAUAUCACCAAAUGAAUUACCAAAGUCUUUAAAAACACUCGAGUAUAAAACCAAUUGUUCAGAAAUACCCAUCGAUGCUAUUCCUUUCAACAGUUUAAUAAUUCACCCACAUUUUUAUAAACAAAUCGAAUCAAUACCCCCAUCAGUCACCAAUAUAAAUUUCCCAGAAACAUUAAAAAAACAAUUAGUUCAAGGCUCUUUACCAUCAACAAUAAAGUCUAUUGUAUUCUAUAACUAUUAUUAUGAUUUAGUGCCCAACUCAAUCCCAGGUAAAGUCGAAUCCAUUCAAUUUAAAAGCAAUUAUAAUAGAGAGAUUCAAGAGGGAUCAUUACCCAAUUCAGUAAAAUAUUUAUUUAUAGGCGAUGGUAAUCCAAUACUAAAAUAUAACUCAAUACCAGAUUCAUUAAAAACUAUAUACUGUUAUAAUACAAAUAAUAGAUUUAUAGAAAAUAGCAUAGACAAUAAUUUUUAUCAUUUAUUAAAAAUAAUAAAAAAAUAA